CCGUACCUCCUCCUACCUAGCUAGGUCCUCUAGUUUUCUACCCUUCCUCGUGUCGUCUACCCCUGUCUGUGUGCGUCACCGGGAAUGCACAGCUAGCCUCCAUCGGGCCCUCCACAUCGGUAGCGCCGGCCGUAUAUACGCGUCACAAUGACGACCACCAUGUCCUACGUAGCUUGCUCAACACAGAACGACCGAGUAGCUAGCUGCUAUAAGCUUACAUUGCACACCUAGCCGGCCGUCCAGUGCGAGGUCGACCGGAGAUGCCGGCCGCUGGUUUGAUGGCGGCGCCGGAGAUGCACUUCUUGCUGGUGCCGCUGGUGGCGCAGGGCCACAUCAUCCCCAUGGUGGACCUGGCGCGCCUCAUCGCCGCCCGCGGGCCGCGGGUAACCGUCCUCACCACGCCCGUCAACGCCGCGCGCAACAGGCCCGCCGUCGACGCCGCCGCCAACGCGGGCCUCGCCGUCGAGCUCGUCGAGCUCCCGUUCCCCGGUCCUACGCUCGGGCUGCCGGAGGGCCUCGAGAACGCGGACCAGCUGGUCGACAGGACCAUGUACCCCAAGUUCUUCCACGCCAUCUGGAAGAUGGCCGAGCCGCUGGAGGAGUACCUCCGGGCGCUGCCGCGCCGGCCGGACUGCCUCGUCGCCGACUCCUGCAACCCGUGGACGGCCAGCGUGUGCGACGCCCUCGGCAUCCCCAGGCUGGUGCUGCACUGCCCCUCCGCCUACUUCCUCCUCGCAGUGCACAACCUGUCCGUCCACGGCGUGUACGACCGCGUCGGGGACGACGAGUCGGUGGAGUUCGAGGUGCCGGACUUCCCCGUGCGCGCUGUCGGCACCAAAUCCACCUUCCGGGGCUUCUUCCAGUGGCCCGGCGUCGAGAAGGAGCAGCAGGACGUGCUCGACGCCGAGGCCACCGCCGACGGCAUGCUCAUAAACACGUUCCGCCGCAUGGAGGGCGCCUUCGUCGACGCGUACGCUAAGGCGCUCGGCAAGAGGACGUGGGCCGUCGGCCCGACGUGCGCCGCCGCGGGCGUCAUGGGCGACGCCGACGCCAUGGCCGGCCGCGGCAACCGCGCCGACGUCGACGCCGGCCACAUCAUCUCGUGGCUCGACGCACGGCCGCAGGCGUCCGUGCUGUACAUCAGCUUCGGCAGCAUCGCGCAGCUGCCGGCCAAGCAGGUCGAGGAGCUCGCGCGCGGCCUCGAGGCCUCGGGCCGGCCGUUCGUGUGGGCCAUCAAGGAGGCCAAGGCCGACGCCGCCGUCAGGGCGCUGCUCGACGACGAGGGGUUCGAGGAGCGGGUCAAGGACCGGGGACUCCUCGUCCGAGGGUGGGCGCCGCAGGUCACCAUCCUCUCGCACCCGGCGGUGGGCGGCUUCCUGACCCACUGCGGCUGGAACGCGACGCUGGAGGCCAUCUCCCACGGCGUGCCGGCGCUCACGUGGCCCAGCUUCGCCGACCAGUUCUCCAGCGAGCGGCUCCUCGUCGAUGUGCUCCGCGUCGGCGUCAGGUCCGGCGUCAAGCUGCCCGCAAUGAGCGCCACCGGGAUUGACGUGGGCGUGCAGGUGACGAGCGAGGAUGUGGAGAAGGUGGUCGCUGAGCUGAUGGACGGUGGGACAGAGGGGGCGGCGAGGAGGUGCAGGGCCAAGGAGCUCGCUGCGGAGGCGAGGGCGGCCAUGGAGGAAGGCGGGUCGUCGUACACCGACCUAGGAGACAUGAUCCGCUACGUCUCCGAGUUGUCGAGGACGAGGAGUCACGAGAGGAAAGCGACCUCGACGUCUCUGCCGUCCAUGGCGACAGACCUCGGAAGCAAGAACGGCCCCGAGAAGAUCGAAGCAGAUGCUGCCUUAUCAGUAGAGUCCUGAUUAAGCUGCCUCACGCCAUUAUAGCAUAGGAUAUUGCGUUCCGUACAACAAAUACAACGAUCGAUAACCAUGUUUACAUAAUCAAGCAAUUCAUU
Messenger RNA from Lolium rigidum, 1957 nucleotides. RefSeq names its product UDP-glycosyltransferase 73C1-like. Bases 261 to 1862 code for a protein of 533 amino acids. The transcript has a single exon. NCBI's taxonomy places the organism in Eukaryota, Viridiplantae, Streptophyta, Magnoliopsida, Poales, Poaceae. Gene Ontology annotation, molecular function: UDP-glycosyltransferase activity. The record is from RefSeq and is a predicted model, not a curated record.